AUGCCAGAAGAUAAUAAGUCUGAGACACACCUGGAUUCCAAGAUUUUUCACAAACGCGCGAGAAAUUUUCUUUCCGUCUGGAAGGCUUCGUCAGGUAAAAGCACAGCCGACGAUCCUUUCCAGGGAGUGCACGCAGUUCUCGUUAUUGUUGGCGAUAUUUCAGAGGAAAACCCCUAUCAGAAAUCCACUGCACUUCAGCAAUGGCUCUUAGGUUACGAGUUUGCGGACACUUUGAUUCUUAUACUACAAGACAAAAUACACUUUGUAGUCAAAGAGAAGAGAGCCGAUGUAUUAGAAAAAUUAAAACAAGGAGAUCGGCAAGUGCCGAUAGAGAUCCACAAAAGAAGUAAAGAUGCAUCUCAUAAUCAAAAAAUUUUCGAAACAAUAAUUUCAAAAAUCACAGAAGGAGGAGAGAAACGAGUUGGAUUGUUGUUAAAAGAAAAGAUUUCUGGAAAAUUUGUUGAUGAAUGGCAAGCUGUUUACAGCAAACACAAAGACGAUCUUGAAGAAGUUGACAUAUCAUCAGGGAUUGCCGCAGCAUUGGCAGUAAAAGAUGAAGACGAAACGGUAAAGAUUUGGGCAAUCAAAGCAAUUGUGCGCAACAGAAAAGUUAUAAUUGAAGAUCAAGAGAGAACAUACGAAUUUCUUUUGGAUGUACAACGACGAAUACUAGAAUGUAUUAAGGAUGGAGUAAAGAUCAGCGAUGUUUAUUCAAGGGCGACGAGAUAUAUCAAUUCUAAACGCCCUGAUCUUGUGAAUAAAUUUGUCAAGAAUCUUGGGCAUGGGAUGGGAAUCGAAUUCCGAGAGUCUAGUUACAUUUUGAACCAGAAAAAUAACAAGGAAUUAAAGACCGGCAUGAUACUAAAUUUGUUUAUCGGAUUUACCGAUUUGGAAAAUUCCAAAGCAACCGAUGAAAAAAGCAAAAAUUACGCGCUUUGGUUGAUCGACACUGUUAGAGUUGGAAGUGAUUCUUUCCAAGUGUUCACGGAAAGCACCAAGAGUCUUGACAGCAUAUGUUUUUCAUUCAAGGAUGAAGAGUCAAUAGAACAAAGGCGGAAAAGGCAUCAAGAAGAGCUUGCUGCUCAGAAGCAAGCCGAAGGUCUGGCAAGAUUUGGUGAAGGAGUAGAUCAUCAGACUAAUCAACGAGAGGAAGUAUUUCGAAAAUUUGAAAGUUACAAAAGAGAUAUCGCGUUACCAAAAGAAGUCAAGGAUUUGAAGAUUAUUGUAGAUCAAAGAAAUGAGUCGAUCAUCUUACCAGUGUUCGGUUUCGCGGUCCCUUUUCACAUCUCAACGUUAAAAAAUGUAAACAAGUCAGAAGAAGGAGAUUAUUUAUAUUUGCGUCUUAACUUUCUGACGCCUGGUCAGGCUUCUGGGAAAAAAGAGGAUAUGCCAUUUGAUGAUCCGAAUGCAAACUUCAUUAGAGCAUUCACAUACCGCAGCACCGAUCCGUUGUUGGCCGAGAUUUAUAAAAAAAUUUUGGAUCUCAAGAAGAGUGCAGCAAAAAAGGAAGCGGAACGGAAGGAAAUGGCCAACUUAAUUGAGCAAGACAAGCUGAUUGAAAUAAAAGGCCGUAGACCGACUCAUCGCUUGUCGGACGUAUUUGUGAGACCUGGUCUAGAGGGAAAACGAAUACCUGGUGAAUUAGAAAUUCAUGAAAAUGGAUUGCGUUACCAUUCACAUCGUACAAGUCAGAAAUUAGAUAUUUUGUUCAGUAAUAUUCAGCAUUUGUUCUUUCAACCAUGUGAUAAUGAAUUGAUUGUGCUACUGCACAUGCAUCUGAAGAACCCUGUUAUCCAUGGAAAGAAAAAAACAAAGGAUAUACAAUUCUAUCGUGAAGCUUCUGAUGUACAAUUUGAUGAGACCGGUAAUAGAAAGAGGAAGUUUCGUUAUGGUGACGAGGACGAACUUGGAGCAGAACAGGAAGAACGUCGUAGGAGAACUUUACUGAACAAGGAAUUCAAGGCAUUCUCCGAAAAAAUCGCGGAAGCAAGCGAAGGGAGCAUCGAUGUCGAUAUUCCUUUCAGAGAUAUUGGUUUUCAAGGCGUGCCUUUUAGAACCAAUGUAUUACUACAGCCCACAACAGAAUGUCUCGUGCAUUUAACCGAUCCCCCGUUUUUAGUAAUACCUAUUACUGAUAUAGAAAUUGCUCAUCUGGAGCGAGUUCAGUUUGGAUUGAAAAAUUUCGAUCUUGUAUUUAUUUUUAAAGACUAUUCUCGCCCACCAGUUCACAUUAAUACCAUUCCAAUGAAUCAACUGGAGAAUGUUAAAGAUUGGCUAGAUUCGGUAGAUGUUACCUUCUAUGAGGGUACUCAAAAUCUAAAUUGGACUCAAAUCAUGAAGACCAUAAAUCAGGAUCCGGCUGACUUUUACGCACAAGGCGGAUGGUCAUUUUUGAAGCUACAUAGUGAGAAUGAAGACUCGGACGCCUCUUCUGAUUCUGCAAGUGAAUAUCAACAAAGUGAGGAUGAUUAUGAAGAAAGUUCGAGCGAAGAAAGCAGUUAUGACGAGGAAGCAUCCGACGAAACUGCUCCAGGUUCGGAGACGGAGAGUGAUGAAUCUGCACCGGACUGGGAUGAACUAGAGGAAAAAGCACGCCGAGGUAUGCAUAAAUUUUGUGAAUCAAAAUUAAAUUGGAAAAAUGAUCUCAUUGCAAUACUCUCUUUUAAGCCGACGAACGAAAACACGGAGCUAAGCGUGCAAAUGCAUCUGAUGAUGAACACAGCAAAAGCAAGAAAUUCCGCCGUUAAGGCUAAUGAGGGGAGUAGAGACAUGGAAUUUGAACCAGCCUUAGGAAUUGAUUUAAACUUUUUUGAGUCAUUCUAA
Acaulospora colombiana is the source of this 2823-nucleotide messenger RNA. NCBI's taxonomy places the organism in Eukaryota, Fungi, Glomeromycota, Glomeromycetes, Diversisporales, Acaulosporaceae. The record is from the annotation of a GenBank genome assembly.